Vigna umbellata (rice bean) is the source of this 757-nucleotide messenger RNA. RefSeq lists its product as uncharacterized. Lineage: Eukaryota; Viridiplantae; Streptophyta; Magnoliopsida; Fabales; Fabaceae. Gene Ontology annotation, molecular function: ubiquitin protein ligase activity. The record is from RefSeq and is a predicted model, not a curated record.
GUAAGAAAAGAAGAAGAAGAGGUGGAGAGUGAGAAAGACAGCGAAUGAAGGAAUGGAAAUGGAGUCUGGUCCUCCUCCCAACGAUCUCUGUUCAAUCUGCCAUGCCAACUUUCACAUUCCUUGCCAAGCCAAUUGCUCUCACUGGUUUUGUGCAAAUUGCAUCAUGCUCGUGUGGCAGCACGCAUCAGGAACAAGUUCUUGCAAAUGCCCUCUCUGUCGCCGACCCAUCACUCUCUUAAUCCCCACCGAACACUCUCUCAGCCAGCGUCAUGACCCUGAAGUUGCUCAGAUUCUCUCCAAAAUUCAUGCUUAUAACCGUGUCUUCGGUGGCCAACCCUCCUCUUUUUUUCAGAGAGUGCAAGAUCUUCCUUUUCUGUUGCACAGGCUGCUUCGGGAGUUCCUAAACCCUCAAAGAUCCCUUCCUCUUGUCAUCCGCGCCCGUGUCUUUGUUGCUAUGAUUGCAAGUGUUGUAUACAUCCUGAGCCCAAUUGACCUCAUUCCUGAAGCUAUAUUAGGAAUAGUUGGUCUCUUAGAUGAUGUCUUAAUUGGGCUCAUCUGCUUCCUACAUGUUGCUGCCCUUUAUAGAUCAGUUCUUUACCUCCGUCAUGCCGGUUCCUGAACAUGUUCUACAAAUUUUCAAUUUCUGUCCUCAUGUGGAUUUAAACAUCAAGUGUACUUUCUUUUGUAUGUACAUAUACAGCUUCAAUUGCAAAUAGUGGAAUCAGUAAUGGAAAUUACAAUGGAAAAGUGCUCUUAA